GACAACGAAGCAACGUCCACUAGUUUUCAAAGGAUCCAACUUCCGAGAUCGGUUAGGACUUGGGAGAAAAAAAUGGAUUAUCUUGGGAUUGAUCUGAGCUGCGCGACUGGAUCUCUCCGUAACGGCGAGUUUCCGGCGAAAGAUUGUCUUCUUCCUCUCAUCACAAAGCUGCUCGGUUACUUCCUCGUCGCUGCUUCAAUGACCGUCAAGCUUCCUCAGAUAAUGAAAAUCGUGGACAAUAAGAGUGUGAGAGGCUUGAGUAUUGCGGCAUUUGAGCUAGAAGUGGUGGGUUACACGAUUUCUCUCGCGUAUUGUUUACACAAAGAGCUUCCUUUCUCAGCUUUUGGUGAAAUUGCUUUUCUUUUGAUCCAAGGUUUGAUCUUGGUGGCUUGUAUCUACUAUUUCUCUCAGCCUCUCUCUGUGACGACUUGGGUCAGAGCGAUCCUCUACUUUGCUUUAGCACCAACUGUGUUUGCUGGUCAGAUUGAUCCUUUGGUUUUUGAAGCUCUUUAUGCUUCAAAGCAUUUGAUAUUUCUCUCUGCGAGGAUCCCUCAGAUUUGGAAGAAUUUCAGGAACAAGAGCACUGGGCAGCUUAGUUUCUUAACUUGUUUGAUGAACUUGGGUGGAUCAAUGGCGAGAGUUUUCACCAGCAUUCAGGUGAAUGCUCCGUUUACUAUGCUUCUUGGUAUUCUUCUUGCAGUCUUCACCAAUGGAAUCAUCAUGAGCCAGAUUCUCUUGUAUCGUACGAAAGAAAAAGAAGAAACGCUUGUGAAAGAUAAAAAGAUAUCAUGAUAGUCAUUUUCUGAACUUUGUAAUAGGGGAUUACAAAUAUAUAUAUUACAAUUCCA
Eutrema salsugineum is the source of this 848-nucleotide messenger RNA. Its product is annotated as mannose-P-dolichol utilization defect 1 protein homolog 1. The transcript has 2 exons. The record is from RefSeq and is a predicted model, not a curated record. NCBI's taxonomy places the organism in Eukaryota, Viridiplantae, Streptophyta, Magnoliopsida, Brassicales, Brassicaceae. Bases 73 to 792 code for a protein of 239 amino acids.